Messenger RNA from Xenia sp. Carnegie-2017, 4223 nucleotides. Its product is annotated as pre-mRNA cleavage complex 2 protein Pcf11-like. The record is from RefSeq and is a predicted model, not a curated record. Lineage: Eukaryota; Metazoa; Cnidaria; Anthozoa; Malacalcyonacea; Xeniidae. The coding region runs from base 101 to 3574 and encodes 1157 amino acids. The transcript has 15 exons. Gene Ontology annotation, cellular component: cytoplasm; mRNA cleavage factor complex. Gene Ontology annotation, molecular function: mRNA binding; RNA polymerase II complex binding. Gene Ontology annotation, biological process: termination of RNA polymerase II transcription.
GAAAGCAUGAAAGUCGGCCUUUCUCAUGGUCUUUUUUUUUUCGUAAAUUUUUGUAUUUUUUGUUUUAUUUUGUCUUCUCCUCGCUAUUUUAUGUGUGACUAUGGCUGAAGAAGUUGUAUGCCAGGAAUAUGCAUCUUCUUUGGAGGAUUUAUCAUUUAACUCAAAGCCACUAAUAAACGUGCUGACCAUGCUUGCAGAGGAAAACGUUCAACAGGCAGAAGGGAUUAUAAAGCUUAUUGAAAAACGUAUAUACGAGGUUGAUAUUGACAAGAAAUUGCCUGCACUCUACUUAAUGGAUUCUAUCGUAAAGAACAUUGGAAAUCAAUAUAUUACUGCCGUCUCUCCUUGUAUUGUCGCCUUGUUUACUCAUGUUUUUGAACAGGCGGACGAGAAGACCCGUUUGGCAAUGUUCAGACUGCGAAACACAUGGCCAAAUUUCUUCACCGCAAAGAUACUACACGAACUGGACUGUAGUGUGAACAAACGUGAUCCUGGUUGGCCUGUCAUUGAACCCCCGCCGCCAAGUCCUUCAAUUCACGUUAAUCCAAGAUUCUUAUCCAAGGUUGAGGAAAAUGUGGACAGUCAGACGAGCUGCUCGUCAUCAGACGAGGCGAAAAUUAUGGAUGAAUUUGAAAAGAAGAAAAAUGAAUUAGGGAAAUUACAAGGCGACGAAAUGAGAACUCAAAUGAUGCAACUGGAAGAACUGCAAAUGAAGUAUGAAUUGAUUAAAAAGAAACAAGAAAAAGAUCGACUGAAUCUUCUGAAACAACAGAAAGAAAAAAUAUUGAAAAUGAGACUGCAGCAAGAAGAGCUUGUGGCUGCUCAGGAGAAUGUGCCGGUUUCUAAAGCGGAAGCAGCGUCAACUUCUAUAAAGAACAAGGCUGUUGAUGUGAGAAUUGUAAAGAUUAAGGAAGACAUAGAUAGUCAAUCGACUGACGACACUGAAGAAAGCCAAGCAGAUACCGAGACUGAUCCUAGUGACAAAAUGGAUGUGGAUUCUUCCUCUGAAGGCUUGAUCAUAAUUGAGAAACAACCUGAUAAAGUUGGUUUUGAUUCGGAAUUCGUUCCCCUCGAUGAGGAUAAUCAUGAUACUACGAACGAGCCUGUGGUUGUUUAUAAUAGAGACAGGCCUUUGGGUAAGAACAGAUACUUUAAGAAGGAUCCAAAAGCCAAGAUCAUUAAAAGCGAGAGCGAUUCGGACUCGGACCUUGUAGAUGUUAAGGAUUCAGGUAAUGAUGAAAAAAACUUCGAAGAUAAGAAAGGCAUAAAACGUGGUGCUAUUGGACAUCGCAAUUACAGACGAAGAAAAGAAGAUGAUCGUGCAAAUGAAAAACCGUCGCAAAUGGACGAUCGUAGAAAACCUGAACAAAGUCGUGACAGAAAGCAAAAUACCGAUGAUGUACCUAAUAGCCAUAGUAAUUUGGAUGAUACUAAAGCUCGUGACCCACUUCCGGGAAGACAUCGACGGUCUGAGCAUUCAGAUUUGGGCAACCGAAUGCGUGGACAGGGAAGACGUGGUAACCGGCAUGAUGCUCCAGAUGACCGUCCUGACGGGCCAGAUCGACGCGCUGAGGGACGCAUUUCACGGCAUGGUGAUCGUCCUGGUGGUGACCGUUUUAAUGAUCGUUCUGGACGUCGACCAGAGGAUCGCUUUCCCGGUAGAAGACGUCCUGGUUUUUCAGUAAGAGGUCGCAUGAGUCAGAGGGACAUGGAUAAAAGAUUUCAGGGGAGAACGGAUGAAGGUGAUAGCAUCCGUGGUGGACGGUAUGAUAAUCGUCACGAAGGAUGGGGAAGAGGCCGUGGGCAAAGAAGACCGUUCAGAGGACGCGGGUUUAGUGAGUCUGUUGAUGGACACCCCCGAGAUUACGACCGUCCAUUUGAGCGAGGGUUUGUUGAAGAGCCUCCAUUCAAAAGGUCCCGUCCACCCUCCCCACCCAGACCUUUGUUUAGUGCAAGGGAAAUAUCCGAAAUCCGGGAGCGUCGUGAAUCCCCAAAACACGCGGGACAUGUACACGGCCCCCCUGACGAAUUUGUUGAACCAUGGCUGCACGAGAACCUUCCACACGCACCUCAUGAAUUCUACGAUGGUCCUCCUGAGCAUCUUGGUCCUGGACCACGACAUUUUCCUCACCCGCACCUUGCACCCCGUAACCAUCAACGAUUGCCUGAUUUCCCGGGUGGUGUCGAAAUACCAGUACAACUUAACUUGGAUAAUGAAUCGGAGCUAAUGAGGAACGCGGAUUAUCGUUUACGCAACGGAGAUUUAAGCCAAGAACAGCAUCGAGAUUUAAUGGAGAAACUUGGUCAAUUUUACGAACUUCAAAAAUGGCAGCGACGUCAUAGUACAGACAUGCCUAUACCCCCUCACUCUUUUCAUGAUCGCCCUCCCUUUAUGCUACCACAACCUGCAUCACACCCGUCAGGAAUUCAUGCAGGCAUGCCUCUACCCGAUAGUAAUACCAGAGCUCAUGAAUCUCGUAGGAAUAAUGACCGUCUGCAAGGAGGAAAUGACGUAUUACCCCAUCAAGAUAACAUGAUGACGGAUGGAAGGUCUCAUACAUCGUUACCAGACUCCAUGAUACCUACCGCCAACUUCAAAAUUGGAUCUGAAUUGUUGAAAUCAAAUCAAGAUAACGUUCCACCCUCAAGUUUGGGGAUGGAAAAGCAGGCAGUAGAUGACUUAUUUAAAAAAUUGAUGGACGUUGGUAUCAUUAAAAAGGUGAACGAAACUGGAUCCCUUUCUCCUGCUCGAGUGUCGACUCCCCCCAUGGUAGAUUCCCAGAUUUUAAAUACAAUCACGAUCCCGGAAGUGCAGCAGGAAAUACCCGAAAUAAAGCUGACCUUGGAUCACCUUCGCAGACGUUAUGAUUACAUUACUGUGGAACUUCAUCGUGGAACCCAAUGUUCGUCAUGUGGUUUACGUUUCCGUGAAGAAAAUAAUGAAAAAUAUAGACAGCACUUGGACUGGCAUUUUCGAAUUAACAGAAAAGAAAAAGAAAUCGUGGCUGCUCAUCGAAAUUGGUUCAUCACGACGGACGACUGGCUGGUGUUUGAGUCAUCGGAAGUAACAACUUUCAAAGCUCGAAGUACUGUAUUUGAAGAAGAAUCCGAUGGAGAGUCUGAGAAAACGGAAGACUUACAGGAAGGAAGUUGUCCUGCAUUGAUUGGUGAUACUGAAACGGAAAGGCAAUGCGAUAUUUGUAUGGAAAAAUUCGAUACCUUUUGGGAUGAAACGUCAGAAGAUUGGCAUUACAGAAAUGCAACUAGAGUUGAUGGCAAGACGUAUCAUUAUCUUUGUUAUCAAGAUGCAAAAGAGACUAACGCGAGUGAUAUGGAUGGCAGCGACGAGUUGGACAACACUCAUGACAUUAGUCAUAUAGAUGAUAGCAAGCCUGCGGAUUCACAGAAGACUGAUGAAGAAAGUUUACAAAGUAACACCAUUUCUAACGAUGAAAAAUCAUCAAUAGUUACGCUCCAUACUACACUACAAGCGACUGUAGAAUCUGUAGUACAUGCGAGUGAUGGGCUAGGGGUUAACAAUGCCAAUAAAGACACGAUCAAAACAGAGUCUUAAAUUCAUCAUUCUCAACGCCAAUCUUCUUCUUCUUCGCAAGUUGGACUUCAAACCUCUUCUGUACAUUGUUCAAUUCAUCCAAUCUAUCUAUGGCACACAUCAGAUAAUUUUCUUGGUUGUUUUUACCUUUGUUUCAUUGACUUUGUGAUUUUUUGUCUUUUUCUUUCGCUUUUUAUUCAUGGCAUUAUUGGGUGCAAAUAGCGAUGGAAAAGUCAUUUAAUUUAUGUCCAGUCAUAUUACGGGGGGGAUGGCAAUGCUUCAAAGUUGUACGUUAUUUUUAUCGUAGAUUUUUCCUCGCGUGGAAAAUUAUUCGCCCUAUUUUUGGAUUUUUAUAACGCUUCAUUUCGCAAGCAGCUGCAAUCAUUUGAACCUUUGCCAUUAGCAUCAAAAAUUUGAUUGCUAUUGACCACAAAAUUUCAAGAAAAUUGUCCCCGUUGCCAUCAAUAUUUGUUGUGCUUUUUUUCUUGAAUUUCUAACUGUUCGACAUUAUUCAAACAUCCAAUUCACCAUUUUGAUCAAAGCUUUCUUAAUCAAGAACUCCUUCUCAAAAUCUCUGUUUUCUUGUCUUGUGGUAUGAAAUAUAAGAAAUGCCUCCUUUUAAUUGUUACUUUCGUGUUCUAUGAAGUAAAAUAAACGUUUGUUACCAAAA